GUGAUAGACGAUAGUAAAGUUGAGAUGUGAACGUGAUAAGAAUUCUCUUUUUCUUCUGUUGUAAUCUACACUCCACUCCUGGUUAAAUGGUAAUUCGGUUAUUUCAAUUUUCAAAUUCAAAAUCCUGAGAAAUAAUUCUUCAUUGUUACUUAUUAAUAUUUAAUAUAGUUCAACAUAACUUUUUAUAAGAAAAAUGUCAAAAAAAUUACCAUCUCCUGUUUACACAUUGAAAUGUGAAAAAUACACCCCAUACUGCUUGAAAUUCUAUUUAGAUGGCGAAAUACUCUAUGUCGGUACUCUGAGCGGAGAAAUACUCGUCUGGAACAUGGAGUCUAACCGUUUAAAAAAUGAAAUUAAAGCUGGCACAGUGUGUAUAAUGACUCUUGAGCUGUUAACCAAACAAAAUCAAUUAGUGUCGCAAAAUAAAGUCGGCGAAAUAAAAUGUUGGCUGAUAGAUGGCAUAGAACUCAAGCUUCAUCACACACUAUCUACCCAAAUAAUUGGCUUUUGUAAAUUGGCCUUGUACAAAACAAACAUGUUAUUGUGCAAAGGAGAAAAUUCUACGAUGUAUUGUUACUCCACUGACACUUAUGAUAAAAUUACUGUUUUUAAUCCACACCAAGACAACAGUUUGGGAGAUUUGAUGGUAGUAAAAUCAAUUGGUGAUUAUGUGUUUUGUGGUUAUGAAGCUAAUAUAGUUGUUGUAUGGCGAGAAGAUUAUAUUGUUAAUCAGUGUAGCUUUCCUGAACUUGAAUGUUUAAUGGCGCUGGAUGUAGAUCAUAAUGUAACCAAAGGUAUUUGUGCUGGUAGUUCAAAUGUGAUAAACACAUUUUAUAUUACAGAUGGUAAUCUAAGUUUGGAUAGAAACAUUAAAAUUACAAAUCCUGGUGUUAAUGCUUUGCAGCUAAGACCUGACGAUAAAAUAGUCGCUGCUGCUUGCUGGGAUUUAACUGUAAGACUAUUUUCUUGGAAGACCAUGAAACUCUUAGCUGUUUUGGAUUCCCAUUCGACUGGUGUCAUGAAUAUUGUAUAUUCCGAAUUGUCGGUAGCAUUUUGGAAAGCCAGGUACAUGCUGGCUGUGGCAAAUAAAGAUAACAAAAUCACUCUUUGGGAUGUCUACAAUGGAAAGGAUAACGAUUAAUGCAUAUUAUAUUAAUACUUGCAUGUGAAAGUGAAGAUUAUCAAAACAAACUAUAUUCUUAAUAGUCAAUGGAAUGUUUUUGAAAAUUUUGUAUGAAGCAAUAUGAUUAUAAAUUCUUAUACUUAGCGAGGUGUGCUAAAGUAUUUUAAAAUUUUGAACUAAUGAAGAACAUUUUAAAGUGGUUUUUUUAAACUAUAAAAACUAGAGGUUGAUAUUUUAAGAUUCACAUUAUAUUAAUUAUUGUGAAAAUAUCAGCUCUCACUUCAUUGUACGGCUGUAUCUCUGUAUUUAAUAGAUACUAUUGAAACCAUUUUCUAUAAUUUUAUUAUAAUUGUUUUAUAAAUGUAUAAUGAGUGACUAAUAAAAAUUAAGUAUUUAUUAAAAUUCCAGAACAAUACAAUUUUUUUAAUAGCUAACCUUUUUUUUCUGGAAUUGGUGAAUGUAAUGAAUACAUCUAUUGCAUUAUUUCCCAUUCAAAAAAUCCAAACCAAUGUAAUAUGUAUAUAUGUACAAAGAGUAAAACGGUGUAUAAUUAAAUGCAAAAAAUAUUUCAAUAUUUUAUAAUAAACAAUAAUUAGAUAGGUAACUGUUGUUAUAAUUUUUAAAAUUUUUGAACUAAAAAACCUAGAACUAGCACUAGUAUGUAAAUAGGUGUUAAGUGUAUUUCAUACUUAGGUCACUAUAAUCAAUGUGUUAAUCUUAAAUAUCAUUGUAUACAAAAAAUGAUCCUGAGGACCUCGGCAAAGAGUGCUCGUUUAAUGGAACCAAUUAUAAAGAUAUUUUAUUUUUAUUGAUAAGAUAAUAUAUUACCUAAUAUAAUAUUUUAAGGGGUCUUACCAUGUUUUUUUUUAUCAUGAUUCUUGGCAUGAUUUCGCAGGGUUUUUGGUCUUUUCUCGAUGCAUCCUGUUGUUAACAUCUAACAUUUUCUAGUAUACAUUAGAUUAAAUUGACUUAUUAUCUAACUUAAAGUUAAAAUCAUAUAUGUGUUUGUAGGUUGGCUUUUUACAAUAUUACAAUUUUAUUUUCAUACAAUUUUUGGGUAGGUACCAUGCUUAGCAUCCAUUUUUAUCAUAACCACAGUGGGGUUGACAUUGUUGGUGCGGAUACCCAAUGGGGUCCCGUUUGAUACUCAUAACUCGUUUCACUUGAUUGACUGCACCUUUUGAUGCACAAUACGACAUGUGGUCUGAAUGAGCUGAUGACAAUGAUAAUUUUACUAGUACAUUAUAUUAAUAAAUUCACUUGUAUUUUUUGAUGAAUAAAAUAAUUCAUUAAGUAAAUAAAUCGUUUUAAGAUUGAAACAUUACGUUUGUAUUUAUAUAUUAUAUUAAAAUUUAUAUUACAACAUUAUGUUUAAUAAUAUUGUUUAUGCAUGUGCACAGUGCAGCUUAUAUAUAUAAUAUAUAUAUACAAUGCAACUGUAAUAUUUUAAAAUCAAUCUUUUUUGGGUAAUUUUUGAGAAAUAAUUGAUAUUAUAAGUUUGGUUUUCUGAAAUUAGUUCAGUGUAUAAUUUUAGGCACUCUUGGAAACAUUAAUUGGCUUAUUUUAAUAAUAUAUUUUAUUUAUAACAAAAACAGUCAACAUUCAGAACUGAAAGUUUUUUCAGUUCUGUUAACUUCAAAAAAGGUGUAUAAAAUAUACCUAUAAGUUGUUAUUUUCGGGUGGUGCUGCUGAGUGCCUGCCCAAAAAUGUUAAAUUUUGCUACUUAUACUAUAUUAAAUAUCCUAUUUGCUCAUUGUACAUAAUGUUGUA
Metopolophium dirhodum (rose-grain aphid) is the source of this 2893-nucleotide messenger RNA. RefSeq names its product guanine nucleotide-binding protein subunit beta-like protein 1. The record is from RefSeq and is a predicted model, not a curated record. Lineage: Eukaryota; Metazoa; Arthropoda; Insecta; Hemiptera; Aphididae. Bases 194 to 1141 code for a protein of 315 amino acids. The transcript is spliced from 2 exons. Gene Ontology annotation, molecular function: protein binding.